Messenger RNA from Trichechus manatus latirostris (Florida manatee), 1695 nucleotides. Its product is annotated as liver carboxylesterase 1-like. Gene Ontology annotation, biological process: lipid catabolic process. Gene Ontology annotation, molecular function: carboxylic ester hydrolase activity. Gene Ontology annotation, cellular component: lipid droplet; endoplasmic reticulum. Lineage: Eukaryota; Metazoa; Chordata; Mammalia; Sirenia; Trichechidae. The record is from RefSeq and is a predicted model, not a curated record.
AUGAGGUUCUUCGCUCUGGUCCUGACCUCCCUCGCAGCUGCCACGGUUUGGGGGCACCCGUCCUCGCCACCUGUGGUGGACACCGUGCAUGGCAAAGUCCUGGGGAAGUAUGUCAGCUUAGAAGGAUUUGCAAAGCCCGUGGCUGUUUUCCGCGGAAUCCCUUUUGCCAAGCCCACCCCCGGCCUUGGAUCCCUGAGAUUCGCUCCGCCGCAGCCUGCGGAAUCCUGGAACUUCGUGAAGAAUACCACCUCUUACCCUCCAAUGUGCUCCCAAGAUACAGCGACAGGACAGAUGAUCUCGGAAAUCAUUACCGACAGAAAGGAGAGCAUUCCCCUGAAGUUUUCUGAAGACUGUCUUUACCUAAAUAUUUACACCCCCGCUGACUUGACCAGGAAAAGCAGGCUGCCGGUGGUGGUGUGGAUCCAUGGAGGUGGUCUGGUGGUGGGUGGGGCAUCAACCUACGAUGGGCUGGCCCUGUCUGCCCAUGAAGAUGUAGUGGUGGUAACCAUUCAGUAUCGCCUGGGGAUCUGGGGAUUCUUCAUCACUGGAGACGAGCACAGCCGGGGGAACCGGGGUCACUUGGACCGGGUGGCUGCGCUGCACUGGGUCCAGGAGAACAUUGCCAAUUUUGGAGGGAAUCUGGGCUCAGUGACCAUCUUUGGAGAGUCUGCAGGAGGUGAAAGUGUCUCUGUUUUUGUUUUAUCUCCUCUGGCCAAGAACCUCUUCCACUGGGCCAUUUGUGAGAGUGGCGCAGUCCUCACUUCUGUUCUGGACUAGAAUCAAGGCAGGUCUGCAUCUGAGGUAGGGGCUUGUCUUAGAAUCUUGCCCACCACCUCUGCUGUCAUGGUUCACUGCCUGCGCCAGAAGACAGAAGAGGAACUCUGGGAGACGUCGCUGAAGAUGAAAUUCUUUGCUCUUGAUUUACUUGGAGACCCCAGAGAGAGCUAUCCCUGCCUGCCCAUUGUGGUUGAUGUGCUGUUGCCGAAGACACCUGAAGAGAUUAUGGCUGAAAAGAAAUUCAACACUGUCCCCUUAAUCGUUGGAAUCAACAAGCAAGAGUUUGGCUGGCUUCUUCCAACAAUUAUGGGCUACCCACUCUCCGAAGGUAAACUGGACCAGAAGACAGCCGCUUCGCUCUUGUGGAAGUCAUUCCCCCAUACUAUCUCUGAAGAACUGGGUCUGGUCAUCACCAAGAAGUACUUAGGUGGGACAGAUGACCCUGUCAAAAAGAAAGACCUGUUCCUGGACAUGCUUGGAGAUGUAGUAUUUGGUGUACCAUUGGUGACUGUGGCACAUCGUCAUAGGGAUACCAGAGCCCUCUCCUAUAUGUACAAGCUUCAGCAUCGCUCAAGCUUCUCAUCAGAGAUGAAACCCAAGAUAGUGAUAGGAGAUCAUGGGGAUGAGCUCUUUUCAGUCUUCGGGGCCCCGUUUUUAAAAGAGGGUGCCACAGAAGAUGAGGUCAAACUCAGCAAGAUGGUGAUGAAAUUGUGGGCCAACUUUGCUCAGAAUGGGAACCCCAAUGGAGAGGGGCUACCCCAUUGGCCAGCAUAUGACCAGAAGGAGGGGUACCUGCAGAUUGGCGUCACCACUAAGGCAGCCCAGGAGCUGAAAGACAAAGAGGUAGCUUUCUGGACUGAGGUCUUGUCCAACAAGGCAUCAGAGAAGUCACCACAGAUACAGCACAUUGAGAUAUGA